This is a messenger RNA of Budorcas taxicolor (takin), 7213 nucleotides long. It is a transcript of the gene FOXO3, whose product is annotated as forkhead box O3. The coding region runs from base 317 to 2335 and encodes 672 amino acids. Gene Ontology annotation, molecular function: RNA polymerase II cis-regulatory region sequence-specific DNA binding; DNA-binding transcription factor activity, RNA polymerase II-specific. Gene Ontology annotation, biological process: regulation of transcription by RNA polymerase II. The record is from RefSeq and is a predicted model, not a curated record. NCBI's taxonomy places the organism in Eukaryota, Metazoa, Chordata, Mammalia, Artiodactyla, Bovidae. Gene Ontology annotation, cellular component: mitochondrial matrix; nucleus. The transcript has 4 exons.
AGGAGGAAUGUGGAAGGCGGCGGGGCGCAGGCUGACAGGCGGUUUCUCAGGCGGGCUGCGGCGGCGGCGGCCGGAGCGCCUCUCGGCCGAGGUUGCGCGCCCCCUCCUCACCGUGCCCCAGGCCCGCGCGGGAUUGUGCGUCCUCCCCCCUCGUCCCUGAGGGGAAGGAACCGAGGCGGCGGCAGUAGCGGCGGCGGCGGCGGCGCCGCCUGGGAGCCCGAGCCUUCUCGGCGCCCCCGUCCCUCCCCCGCCGCACCCCGCCCCGGCGCGAGAGGAGAGCGCGAGAGCCCGAGCCGCGGGCGGGCGGGCGGCGAAGAUGGCAGAGGCGCCGGCCUCCCCGGCCCCGAUCUCUCCGCUCGAAGUGGAGCUGGACCCGGAGUUCGAGCCCCAGAGCCGGCCGCGCUCCUGUACGUGGCCCCUGCAGAGGCCGGAGCUCCAGGGGAGCCCGGCCAAGCCCUCUGGGGAGGCGGCUGCUGACUCCAUGAUCCCCGAGGAGGAGGACGAUGAAGACGACGAGGACGGUGGCAGUAGGGCCGGCUCGGCCAUGGCGAUCGGCGGCGGCGGGGGCGGCCCGCUGGGCUCUGGGUUGCUCCUGGAGGACUCGGCCCGGCUGUUGGCUCCUGGAGGGCAGGACCCCGGGUCCGGGCCAGCCCCCGCGGCGGGCGCGCUGAGCGGGGGAACGCAGACACCGCUGCAGCCUCAGCAGCCACUGCCACCGCCGCAGCCGGGGACGGCUGGGGGCUCCGGGCAGCCGAGGAAAUGCUCGUCGCGGAGGAACGCCUGGGGGAACCUGUCCUACGCCGACCUGAUCACUCGCGCGAUCGAGAGCUCCCCAGACAAACGGCUCACUCUGUCCCAGAUCUAUGAGUGGAUGGUGCGCUGCGUGCCCUACUUCAAGGAUAAGGGCGACAGCAACAGCUCUGCCGGCUGGAAGAACUCUAUCCGGCACAACCUGUCACUGCACAGCCGAUUCAUGCGGGUCCAGAAUGAGGGAACCGGCAAGAGCUCAUGGUGGAUCAUCAACCCAGAUGGCGGGAAGAGUGGCAAGGCACCCCGGCGGCGGGCCGUCUCCAUGGACAACAGCAACAAGUACACCAAGAGCCGCGGCCGUGCCGCCAAGAAGAAGGCAGCCCUGCAGACCGCCCCCGAGUCAGCAGACGACAGUCCCUCCCAGCUCUCCAAGUGGCCCGGCAGCCCCACAUCCCGCAGCAGCGAUGAGCUGGACGCGUGGACCGACUUCCGCUCACGCACCAAUUCCAACGCCAGCACAGUCAGCGGCCGCCUGUCCCCCAUUCUGGCGAGCACAGAGCUGGACGACGUCCAGGACGAUGACGCACCGCUGUCCCCCAUGCUCUAUAGCAGCUCGGCCAGCCUGUCGCCCUCCGUCAGCAAGCCGUGCACUGUGGAGCUGCCCCGGCUGACCGACAUGGCGGGCACCAUGAAUCUGAACGACGGGCUGGCCGACAACCUCAUGGACGACCUGCUGGACAACAUCGCGCUCCCUGCAUCCCAGCCAUCGCCCCCGGGGGGGCUCAUGCAGCGCAGCUCCAGCUUCCCGUACACCACCAAGGGCUCCGGCCUGGGCUCCCCCACCAGCUCCUUCAGCAGCGCGGUAUUUGGUCCCUCGUCUCUGAACUCCCUGCGCCAGUCUCCCAUGCAGACCAUCCAAGAGAACAAGCCAGCCACCUUCUCUUCCAUGUCCCAUUAUGGCAACCAGACACUCCAGGACCUGCUCACGUCAGACUCGCUCAGCCACAGCGAUGUCAUGAUGACCCAGUCGGACCCCUUGAUGUCUCAGGCCAGCACCGCUGUGUCCGCCCAGAACUCCCGCCGGAACGUGAUGCUUCGCAGUGACCCAAUGAUGUCCUUUGCCGCCCAGCCUAACCAGGGGAGUUUGGUCAAUCAGAACUUGCUCCACCACCAGCACCAAACCCAGGGCGCUCUCGGUGGCAGCCGUGCCUUGUCGAAUUCCGUCAGCAACAUGGGCUUGAGCGACUCCAGCAGCCUCGGGUCAGCCAAACACCAGCAACAGUCUCCCGUCAGCCAGUCUAUGCAAACCCUCUCGGACUCUCUCUCAGGCUCCUCCUUGUACUCAACCAGUGCGAACCUUCCAGUCAUGGGCCACGAGAAGUUCCCCAGCGACUUGGACCUGGACAUGUUCAAUGGGAGCUUGGAAUGUGACAUGGAGUCCAUUAUCCGUAGCGAACUCAUGGAUGCUGAUGGGUUGGAUUUUAACUUUGAUUCCCUCAUCUCCACACAGAACGUUGUUGGUUUGAACGUGGGGAGCUUCACUGGUGCUAAGCAGGCCUCAUCUCAGAGCUGGGUGCCAGGCUGAAGGCUCACUGAGGAAAGGGGAAGUGGGCAGAGCAGACCCUCAAACUGACGCAAGACCUACCAAGAAAACCCUUUGCCAAAUCUGCUCUCAGCAAGUGGACAGUGAUAACCGUUUACAGCUUAACACCUUUGUGAGCCCGCGCGUUUCCUACCCCAGCAGAGACUGCUAUCGGCCCCUUCCCCCGGGUGAAGCACUUAUCCUCGCACAGAACUCUCUCUAUAAAGUAUGCAAAACCUUCCUUGUACGGGGUGACAGCCACCUGCCAGCGAAGGACAGCACCCUGCCAGCACCGCCACCCCGUUCAGAGCACACCGUCAGCCCGCGGGCCGUCCUGUGGUGUUUUAAUAUCGCGAUGGUUUAUGGGAUGUGUGAAGCGUUGUUUCUGUGUUCGUUUUCCUCUGACUCAGUUUCUCACAUGCAUUGACUUGGAGUCUUUUUAUGUUAAAGUGUUAACCAUCCUUCCCCUGGCACAUUUACAAACAGAAGGUGUACCAGCUACUGCGCUGGCUUUGGGUGUCACAAACGUCCAAGCCUAUAGAACUCCCCAAACUAACACAUUACGUAAACUAGAGGAGGUUUUUCUGUCUUCUUUACUUUGGUAGAAAACUAUUCUUUUCUUAAAAAAAAAACAACAGUGGCACAAGUGUUUGCUGUGCGCACCGGCCCAGGAACAGAGCCCUGCAUCUGCGACCUGAAGGGUGCCCAGCAUCUGACCCCAAGUGCCCGGUCCUGAGUCAGGGCGGUCGGGGGACAGUCCCUGGUCUGCAGUUGCCGGAUGGGUCUGGCCUGUGGUCUGUCAGUAUCCUCAGCUCACACAGUCACAGUGAUCAUAUGCUGGCUAGAAAUUAGGAUCUCUUCAAGGAAGAAAUCUGCUCAGCUCUUCACUCAUUGCCAAAGGCCACUAAUGGAUUUAGUUUUAAGAAGAAAAGAAAAGGGAAAAAAAAAAGUAGUCUUGUUUUGCUUUGCAGAAGUGAACUUACAGGUAAACAUUAGGCCUGCAGUGAGAAAUGUGUGGAAAGUACAAACCCGAGUCACUCUUUUUUCUAAAUGCACACCCUUGAUUACUUUUAGCCUUGCUCUGUAUAAUCUCAUCUAGUAGAUGUGUAUGAAUGAGAGGCAAUAGCAUACAAACUGAUUCUUUUUUUUAAUAUAAAUAAGCUUAGGUUGUAAUUAUACACGUGACUCAAUGGAAGUACAAGGUAGGGCCGUUUUGACCUCCCUUCCACUUUUCCUGCUUGUAUGGAUUUCAUUUUUUUUUCUUUUCAAAAAGUUAUGGUGCUGUAUAGGUGCUUUCUGUUUAACCCAGAAAGUGUGAUUAUAUUAGUUGCCCUCUUUGUUAGAGUAGUUGGGAACGCCUUUGGUACAUAUGAAACUGGGACAAUGACACUCUGAUUGGCACAGCAUAUGCAUACUUCUCCAAAAAGGUAUAUGAAGACUCUUUUCUUUGCAUACAAAGCAUUAGGCAUACAAAUGUAUAAAUAUAUUUUAUCAUGUACAGUUACAAAAACGGAACAUUCUGCACGGAUGUUAGGAAUCCAGGCUCGUAGUUCAGCACAGACCUCCCUGCAUGAGUUCUCGCAGACGUUUGCACCAUGCAGUGGGCGCUGACUCCCCCACCAACACAGACAUGCCACCCGACCACCUGCACCCGUCACCAGCCGCCAGGGCCCCCUUGUGCAUCUCUGCUUCCUGAUUCCUCUGGGGGUGACGGUGGUGGUGAUAACAGCUCCUGGCAUAAUGAAAGUCCCAUUUGGUGUUGUCACUUGUCUCUCCCGCCUCGCUUAGGUUGUCAUGUGUGAGUGAUGGCCCCGUUGAUUUCACCCUGCCUUUUACUGAAUCUGUAAAUUGUUGUGCAGUUUGUGGUUAUAGUAGACCUGUAGCCUAUUGCCUUUUCUAAACUGCUCCAAGUUUAUAAUCUUCAUUUUGAAAGUAUGUAUAAUUUUUGAAAAUAUGUAUUCUAUUCAUGCAAUCUGCUUCUCAGUGAGACAGACUUUUGCUUACCAUAUUCCUCUGUAGUAAGGCUAGCCCCUUCCUCGAGUCUUUGGUAGUCUGCUGUCCAUGAGGACUGUCCAUUAUCAGUGAGAGGGGGCUGCUCUCUGGGUUCCCAAGUGAUGCUGCCCUCGGUGGAGACACAGUUUGGUCAGGGACAGGGGAGGGACCAGGGGGUAUCGGAUUCAGGAGAGAAUCCAAAGUGCUUCCAACACAAGGGCCCUGAGACUUCUCUCCUGAGCUCAGAGAAACAAGAAAACUAACAAAAUAGCUAUUUGCCUUUGCAGUUUUCUAGACUGUGGAAACUACUUUGGGAGUAAGAAAGGCAACCCUCAAAUGUGUUUCAACUUUAAAAUGUUGAAUUCCUUUCAGACCUGUGGCAUCUUAUUUAUUCUCCCGCCCACCCCCCACCCCCACCGCCCCAAUGUUUGUUAGAUUGCAGGCAGAAUGUCUUACAAAAUGUCCUAGAACCAGAUUAUAAUUCAAUUGAAAACAGCUGAGGGACGGACAGAGAAGGGGUGUGAGAGCAAGACAGCCAUGGAACAGAUCAGGAAAGUGGAGAGGGAGGGGGGCUUUGAAUCUUUUCUUUACUUUUUCUUUUUUAAAAAGUAACUCAGCAUCUACAUGUAGAGUAUCAUGGACAGCUGAGAUCAGGGCAAAGUCAGGUGCCAGCAUCAGUGCUAGAAAGGGUCGGGAAAGAAUGGAAUAGUUAGGCCUGUCCAGGAUCACACAGCCUCACUCUCACCCUUGGCCACUCACCUGGAGGCCAGGAUCUCUUAGACUAACCAGGUCCUGCCGCAGUCAGACGAGGCAGGGCAGAGGUGCCACCUUCUGUUAAGACCCUGCUUUCAGGAGGGGCCUACCAGUGGCCACCACGUGAAGUUCUGAGUCUCACAGGUCUCUCACAGGAAGUUUUCUGACCUGGAGCGUCUCAGUGGAAUACUCAGUAGCCUUUGGGGGUCUGGCAGUCAUGUUUGCUUCCAUCAACUCUCAGAGUCUACCCUCAGCCUCUCAUUAAGCUGCUCUAGGGAGCCUUCUACUUUUCGAUGGGAAAUUUAUAAAGAAGAGUAACAGUGUUGAAACCAUGACCUGAACUCUGGGGUUCUGUUGUUACCUUCAGGGUUCCAGAACCAGAAACCUUUUACCAAAGUUAGAAAAGAGCUUUAUCACAAGCCUUCCCUGUCCUGGCAUGAGGCCUGACCGCCAGACUCAAGAGUAUCCUAUUAACUGUGAAUGAAUCUAAGGUCAGUUCCCUUUAUUGCCGAAACACAUUCUUUUAAGAUUUCAGAAGUUCGUCUUUGCUGUUAACAGGUGGAGCGUGCACACACAUGUACUGGUGGACUGUGGAGGGGUCAGGGUUUGGUGUUGGGUUUCAGCCCUGUGUGUGUCGCUUCCCCACUCUGAGAAGACCUCAUGGCUCACUACUCAGGACAGGUAUGCCCAGUCUCAGGGUGUUAUUUCAGGCAGCUUCUGAACCUGUUAAAGAUGGAAGGGAGUCUAUCUCAUGAACCCCAACUUAAAGAAUAAGGAAUAUUAGAAUCUCUUGGAAAGCCCAUCAAGAGGAAAGCAAACAGCCACGCCCAUGUUUUUGUACACUGAUGCCAAGGGCUGGUGAAGGAAAAUAAGUUACCUUUUCUCUCUAAAAGCAGAAACAAAAUCCUGACAGGUCCGAACUGUGAUUUCUUCUUUCUUGGUGUAUUUGGGAAACGUUGAUUAUGUAUAACAUUUUUUUUUUAAUUAAGCAAAAAUUUUUUGUAGAAAUUCAAUCGCUGGCAAAGAGGUACAAACAGCCAGCCUCUCCUGGAGACCAGGGGUGGCAGGGUGCAGCAAGGGGAGAGAGCAGUCCUUGUGAAAUCCCAUUUGUCAGACCAGAUCGUAACGCAGGUGCCCAGGUCCUGAGAAGAGUACAGUUGGCCCUGAGUACACACGGGCUCCACAUCCUGAGUCAGCCGACCGCGGAUCCAGACGGCCAAUUGUACUACGCCUUUUUAUAUAAGGGACUUGGGCUUUCCCGGAUGUAGGCGGGGGGAUGGAGUCCUGCAACCAAUCCCCUACGGAUGCCGGGGGUGACUGUGUAUUAUAUUUGAUCCAGAUCUUUAGUGGAUAACAUUUUAUGCAGUUUGAAUGAAUAAAAAUAUUUUCCUCUUGUUUAGUUUUAUUUGUAUGUAUUUUACUUUGAUGAAUGAUUGGUUCCGAGGCCUCUGCCACACUCCAGAAAUAUUUGUGCGGCUGCUUAAAAAAAAAAAAAAAAAAGCUGUGUGUCUGGUCACUUAUUUCUCUCAAAUUAUCUCAUUGCCUGGCAAUCAAUCUUCUCUCAAUAUACUUGUCCUAGCACAUUAUGUACACAGGAAAUGUAAACAGAUGUGAAGGAGGACCAGAAAAAAAAAAAAGUUGAUAAUAAAGAAAAAUGUAUGUUUUGGCUUCACAUGUUUAAAUUUUUUUUUUUUUAAGAAAAGUUGCAUGAAUGGGAAAAAAAUCUGUAUACAGUAUCUGUAAAACUGUCUUAUCUGUUUCAAUUUCUUGCUCAUACCCCAUGCAAACUAGAGCUCAGUGUGGUGCAUGGCCAUAUUCAAACACCCGAGAGUCAUGCAGUUGAUGCUUUGGUUUGAAGCACCUCAUCCUUCCUUUCAAAGCGAACACUAUCAUAUUGCAUUCUUACUGAGGAUUUUGUCUGUCCAUAUGUUACCAUGAAAUAUCUCUACCACAUUUUGUCUCAAGAAUCAAAACCAGUUUGAUUUGGGAAUCUUCUCCUUUCCAAGUGAAAUAGAGAUGCAGUACUUAACUUUCCUUGGUGUUUGUAGAUAUUGCCUUGUGUAUUCCAUUUAAAACCGUAAUCUAGUUUGUAAAAGCGAUGGUGACGCAUGUAAAUAAAGCAUCGAUGACACUCUA